AUGUUUUGUUUUCAUUGUCAGAUAUUUGGUAAAACAAAAAGAGACAAUUGGAUUAUUGAUGGUGUAAGUAAAUGGAAAAAUGCAUUACAUAAAAUUUUGGUUCAUGAAACAUCAUCAAACCAUAUAGAUGCAUCUUUAAAAUUUAAAUUAAGGAAUCAGGUAUUACCUAUUCUUCCAUCACUGUCCGAAAAAAGAAAAUUUGAAGUCCUCUGUAACCGUGGAAUAGUAAAAGAACUUAUAGAUAUCACAUUGUUUUUAAGCCGCCAUUCUCUAGCUUUUCGUGGUCAUCGUGAAAAAUGGUCAGAUUCAUUGCGUGGAAACUUCAAAGAUUUAGUAGAACUUGUUUCAAACUAUUCCCCUACGAUGGCACCAUACAUUUCAAAUUUAAAAAAUAAAAAUAAUAAACCUCAGUGGUCUUUCAUAUCAUGGCGGAGACAAAAUGAACUCGUAGAAUGUAUAUCAGAUGAAAUUGUUGGAAUUAUAUCUAAAAGUUUAAAGGAUUCUCCUUUUUUUAGUGUCUCACUUGAUACAACGUUCGAUGUAUCUCGUAAAGAACAAUUGUCCUUUAUUGUUCGUUACAUCGACCAAAACUCAGGUAGUAUCUAUGAACGUGUAAUAGCUGUCCUGGAAACACCUAUAACAACAGGUUGUGAAUUAAUGAAUGUCUUUAAACAAACUUGUGAUUCGUUAAACUUAGAUUGGAAAAAUCAUCUUGUUGGUCAAUCGUAUGAUGGUGCUGCCAAUAUGAGGGGUAAUUAUAAUGGUCUUCAAAGUUUAAUCAAAGAAAUUAAUCCUCAUGCUAUUUAUGUAUGGUGUUGGGCACACCGAUUAAACUUGGUGAUUACUGAUGUUGUAAGUUCAGGAAUUAAUGCAAUGGAUAUGUUUGGAAAUUUAGAAAAAUUAUAUGAUUUAAUUAAUUCAAGUAAAAUUAGAGUUAAGUAUUAUGAACAGUUUCAAAAAGAAAGAUAUAAAAAGAAACAAAUUCGUCGAAUAAAACGUGUGACAACUACACGUUGGAUGUCUUUUUCAUAUGCACUAGAUGUGGUUUUGAGCACAUAUUUGGCUGUAUUAGACACAUUAGAAAUAAUGCGAAGUACAGAUGGACCAAGUGAUAGAAAAAGUGGAUUUGAAGCUGGAGCUAUACUUGAUUAUUUAAAGUCUUAUCGCUUUGUAUGGACAGCUUUGACAUUUAAAAAAUUGUUUGACAUACUGUCACCAACCAGCUCAAUAUUGCAAAGCAAAGAUCUAGAUCUUAU
Molecule: messenger RNA, 1256 nt
Organism: Diuraphis noxia (Russian wheat aphid)
Lineage: Eukaryota; Metazoa; Arthropoda; Insecta; Hemiptera; Aphididae
Product: zinc finger MYM-type protein 1-like
Molecular function (GO): protein dimerization activity
Source: RefSeq, a predicted model, not a curated record